GCAAAUGGAUUGUUGAGGUGAGUGAGUGAGUGAGCGAGAAAGAAAGAAAGAAAGAGAGGCUCAGGGGAGAGUUGGGGCUGUCAGACUGAGUGAUAGGAAGAGGAGGAGACAGAAAACAGGUGGAGGAGAUGACAGUAAAGAGAGGAGCAAAAAGGGAAAUGAAGAAUCUUGAAUUGUAAUCUUUUUGUGCAAUAUCCAUUGUUUUUGUCAAACCGGGGCUUGAAAGGUUCACUGAAAAACUCAACAACUAAAAAAGGACAAUGCUACACAUCCGUCUUUCUCUCCUCUCUGGCCUAUGCCUUCACUUUUUUCUCUUCUGCACUGCCGAGGAAGGUCUAGAGUUCCCUAACUUUGAUGGAAAGGACAGAGUGCUGGACAUCAACGAGCGCAACUACAAGAAGGCUCUGAAGAGGUACGACCUGCUGUGUCUGUUCUACCAUGAACCUCUGCCUGCAAACAAGGGCCUGCAGAAGAGAUUCCAGAUGACCGAGCUGGUGCUGGAGGUAAGGAAGAAGUAGAGAAGAGACAAGGGGAUCAGAGAGCCAGUAAAUGUAUUGAUUUAUUAUGUGUAAAUCAGAACAGAUGCCUUUUUACAUACACUUUUAUUUAUUUGUUUUUUAAUCCACUACCACUCUACCUCCAGAAAGUGCAACAUCACUUACCAUGCUGUUAUUUUACCCUUAGUCUUUAUUGUUUUUAUUGUUUCUGUAUAUUAAAUACAACAGCAUCAUGCUGUGAUAUGGAAGCCAAGCAACGCCAUUUUGUUGCAGAGAGGAAUCACUGCUUUGUUUUAUUCUGUGCAAUGACAAAUAAAGAAAGUCUCAGUCUAAGUCUCAGUCUAAAGUCUGCACAUUUUGAGACUGGAGUGGAGUUUUACAUUUGCAAGUACAUCACGUAAGAGUUUUUAAUUUUAACAGAUAAUUGAUAAGGUUUUAAGUCCUCAUCAAAGGCUGCCACAGUGAUAACCCAUAAACUGUUUUAUUGAUGGUUUAUAGUUCAUAUAUUUAUAGUUUUAUUCCAGAUAAGUUUAUCAUAAAUCAGCCAGCAGUAUUAAGCUUUAAAUGUAUGUUUAUAAACCCUGUGCAAUAGGUGCAAACUACAUUAUAAAAAUAGUAAUAUGCUGGUGGUCUAUUUUACUUUUUUGUCAUAAAAAUGCACCAGUAUAAAUUUCAGUCCAUUUUAUCAUCAUCAAUAUCUCCUCAAAGGAGCUUUCAAUGUAAUUUUAGCCCCCAACCCCCAUAAUUUACAGUAAUUUUAACUAUAAACAGAAAAGAAGUUGGGAAAUGUCAGCUUCUCAAAAGUGAGGCCAAGCAUUUUGAAGCUUCUUUUACUGACUGCCUCCUCCAUGUAAACCGAUGGGACAUGGGAAAACUUUAAAAUUAAAAUCCUCAUUUAGUAAACUGUCUUAAUCUGGGUUUCUGUUGUUAAACUUGGUUCUUAUCAUGCAAAUUUUUGCCAGAAUGUUAAUUUUCAGAGUUUAGUAUCAAUUAAGAAAUGUUGAGCCAUAGAAAUUAAUUAAGUAUAAAUAAACCAGUUGCAUAAAUACAAAUAAUAAUAAUAAUAAAUUUGAUUCAUAACGCACUUUUACAGGUGCUCAAAGGCGCCUUACAAAGAAAAAGAAGAAAAAAAAAAAAAAUACAAUUUAAAAUACAGAAAAUUUUGAGAAAUAAAACCAACGAUGUAACAGAUUAAAAAAGACACAAUAUGAGACAAUAAAAGAACAGUUCACAGGUUAAAAGACAAUUUAAAAAGGUGUGUUUUUAGGAGUGGUUUAAAAGUAUGGGGGUCUGUACAGUCUCGGAUGGGUUUGGGGAGUGAAUUCUAGAGGGUGGGGGCAGCAGCGGAGAAGGCUCUGUCCCCCAAGUUCAGCCUAUAUGCGCUAUAGUUCGUUUUAUAGAAGCCUAAACGCCUUAAAAAGUGUUCAGUUUCUAUUAAUAACUGUUUUGCUACACUUUUCGUCAUUAUCUAGAAGUCUAUUUUUGAGAACUGUGAUAAAAGGUCAUUUUAUAUAUUUUCAAGUCAUUUUCUUGUCCAAUAAACAAGGUAAAGCCCAAAUAUAUCUAUUAUACAGUGUUUAAACUGUCAGCUUUACCCUGUAAAUGAUGGACAAUAUUUCAGUUUCCCCACAAACAAGAUCAAAAGAUUUGGAGCUUUUGUAAAGGUUCUCCAUGUUAACAGAUCAGAACUUUUUUUAUUACUUGAUUAUGCACUUGUUUCAUAUCAUGAUUGUCAAUCCUUAAUUAACUUUCUAUCUAACUUUUGCUUGAUUAUGGUGUCUAACCCCAAAAAUCAAGUAUUAAUGUUAACAUCAGAACUGUACCUUUCCAAGUCUGACCUCUUUAAGUAUAUUAUUUGUCAUGAUGAACAGACAUAUCUGAUGUCAGUGAUAGCACAAAAAUGUCUUAAUAAGCUACCGAUCCCCUUCAGGCGAGCCUCACUGCCUGUCAAAACAAGUCAUCGGAUAGUCAGCGAGCUCACCUGGUGGGAAAAGCAGACACUGAAUGCCUCAUACCCCCCUGACUUCCUGACAUGCUUAGCCAUUAUGUGAAGUUGAUGUUCAUUAUUUCCACUUUCUGAUGGUCAGAGUCAACAUCUAACCUGCAUUCUCUCCAAACUCACAGGCACUGAUUUAAUCCCAUUAUAUCCCCUCCUCUGUGGCUCAAACACACCCUGGGAUUGUUUCUAGGUCGUUUUGUUAAUUAUAGCGUGUUCCCAAAACUCUCCGUCUUUGAACUAGAAAUAAGUGGAUGUACUCCUGCAUGUUUCCUUCUUAUUUCCGAGCAAACAGUGUGAAAAGUUGACCAAUGUUUCACAUUUUGAAUUUAUCAACACCCGCCAGAUUUAUUCCAUUUUUCAUUCACUGUUUGAAAGCAGAGACGUGUUCACUCUAAAAGAAAAAAAAAACAAGUCUCAGCUGUGUGGAGAUAUUUCUAAAUCUGUUUCACUUUCUCAAAAGCUGGAAGGCGAGUGGUUCUGACUCACUCUCUCCAGUCGGACAGGAAAACUCCACAGGGGGCUCUCCACACACAGAUUUUGGUUAUCAAAAGAUGUAUUGAUGAAGACAGCAGCAGCUGUGGAUGCCAGCAUAAAUAUACAGAGUAAAAGUGCCAAGCUAAACGCAGAGUGCAAAUCCACUGAGGCUCGAUUUAACAAACUGGAUUUAAGAAAAACGUAAGGAAAGAUUAACGGGGAGUAUUAUCUCCUGAAACAAGUUUGACUUACAGCCAAUCGAAAUUGAGUAUUCACCUCUUGGGCUGCUUGAUUUGAAUUUUAAAGGUUUUUUAAAAUUUGUCAGAAGGUCGAAAUUUGCAUCAAAAAAGGGAAAAAAAAUUCAGCUUCAGAAACAGAUUAAAUGCUUUUCAUGUGUCACCUUGUGUCAGUUCAUGGUCAAAUUGCGAAAAAAAACAAACAAAAAAAAAACACGGACCUAAUUUAACUGGAACAAUUUAUGAUACAAAAAUUAGACUUUGUCCCUGAAGCCGCCUGGAUAUCAAAUAUUUAGCGAGAAAAAAAGUAUUAAAAGCAAAGAGGCUUUCAAAACAUCCAGUUUUGUCUGUACACAGGGGCGUGCCCAAGCUUUUUGGCUGGGGUGGGGUGGCCCAACCAGGGUCGAGGUGGCCAAAGUGUAUAUGGGCACACACAAAUUACAAUCUUUUUAAAUUUUAUUAUGUACUUGAACAACUAUCAUUUAAGUAUUCUACAAAUUGAUCAUGUUUUUAAGUGGUGGCACAUUCAUAAAUCUGUUAAGCUUGAUUCUUUGAAGACUUAACUGAAGUGUGCAGUUAUAUUUUCUGUGUCCUGACUAAUUUGUCUGUAAACGUCAAGCUCACAGCUCAGGUCCUGGAAGACAAAGAUAUCGGUUUUGGGAUGGUGGACUCCCAGAAGGACUCCAAAGUGGCGAAAAAGCUGGGUAUGACUUAAGCUCACCUUUGUUUUUAUGUAAUUCUCUGUGUUAAUUUUGCUUUCAUCUUGUGCAUGAAUAUUAAUUAUAGUGUCCUUGCUUAAUGUUAAACCUUGGGAUUAGCAUUCAUAAAGUCAUACCUUGCACUCCUGCUCUUUAAUCAGGUCUGGAGGAGGUGGGCAGCUUGUACAUCUUCAAGGACGACAGAGUCAUCGAGUUUGACGGGGAGCUGUCCUCGGACACACUGGUGGAGUUCCUCUUAGAUGUAAGAUCAGUUUGAUUACUGUAGUUUUCGCACUAUAAGGCGCACUUAAAAUCCUUUUUGGCUUGUCGGAGCACUGCAGCUACCGUAGCCUCGCGGAGUUAUUGACUGUUUUGUUUGGUUAAAUGCGCUAUAUAUUCCGGUGCGCCUUAUAAUCCGGUGUGCCUUAUGUAUAAAUAAACGCGUUCAUUGAUGGUGCGCUUUUUAAUCAGGUGCGCCUUAUGUAUGAAAAUAGACGUGUUUAUUGAUGGUGCGCCUUAUAAUCAGGUGCGCUUUAUGUAUGAAAAUAGACGCGAAUCGACGCUGCGCCUUUUAAUCCAGUGCGCUUUAUGUAUGAAAAUAGACGCUUUCAUUGAUGGUGCGCAUCAUAAUCCGGUGCGCUUGAUAAUCUGGUGCGCCCGAUGUAUGAAAAUAGAUGCAAAUAGACGCUUUCAUUGAUGGUGCGCCAUAUAAUCCGGUGCGCUUUAUAAUCUGGUGCGAUUUAUGUAUGAAAAUAGACGCAAAUAGACGCUUUCAUUGAUGGUGCGCCAUAUAAUCCGGUGCGCUUUAUAAUCUGGUGCGAUUUAUGUAUGAAAAUAGACGCAAAUAGACGCGUUCAUUGAUGGUGCGCCAUAUAAUCCGGUGCGCUUUAUAAUCCGGUGCGAUUUAUGUAUGAAAAUAGACGCAAAUAGACGCUUUCAUCGAUGGUGCGCCAUAUAAUCCGGUGCGCUUUAUAAUCUGGUGCGAUUUAUGUAUGAAAAUAGACGCAAAUAGACGCGUUCAUUGAUGGUGCGCCAUAUAAUCCGGUGCGCUUUAUAAUCCGGUGCGAUUUAUGUAUGAAAAUAGACGCAAAUAGACGCUUUCAUUGAUGGUGCGCCAUAUAAUCCGGUGCGCUUUAUAAUCUGGUGCGAUUUAUGUAUAAAAAUAGACGCAAAUAGACGCGUUCAUUGAUGGUGCGCUUUAUAAUCUGGUGCGAUUUAUGUAUGAAAAUAGACGCAAAUAGAUGCUUUUCAUUGAUUGUGCGCCUUAUAAGCAGGUGCACCUUAUAGUGUGAAAAAUUCGAUUAGUUAAGAAAAGUUUUUCAGCCCCUUGGUUUUGCAGCUACUCAGUGAAUCUUUCCGAUGAAAUUUUCUGUUUUACAUCGCCCCCUAGGUACUGGAGGACCCCGUGGAAAUCAUCAAUAACGCCAUGGAGCUGCGAGCCUUUGAGAGGAUGGAGGAAGACAUCCGACUUAUUGGCUACUUCAAAGGCGAAGAUAUAUGUGAGUUUACCUCCAAACGUACAUGUUAGCAUGUCUAUAAAUGCCUCUUUUAUUUCAGUUUUGGAGCGUUUUACAAGCUAAACACUAAACCCACGUUGUUUCUUUGGGCCCUCGCUGUGCUCCUCAGAUGCUAAUGGGAUUAAAAGGUUAAUGGAGCUGCAGUAUAUCACCAUGUAACUGGCUGUAAAAAGGAAACCUGAUUCCAGACUCUCACUUUGUCUCAUGAGAGCCUUUAAAUAGCUUCUAGUUCUCCGUCUAAUAGGUCAAACUGCAAUUAUAGUUCCCCUCAACAAAAGGAGGGAAAAAGAGAGACAGGAAAGAUGCGAUCUGGUCCAAUAUGAUGGUAGCAUGAAGUUUCAUUAUGGAGCUUAUUUCUGUCCAGAGAUUGGGCGCCCCGCGGUUGUGACCUUGUUGAGAGCAGAGCGAGCGAGAGCAGGUUACAGUCUUAUAAAACUGAAUUAAGCGAGACUUUGUUACUUUGGCGAGGAGAAUUCAACCAUGAAAGGAUAUUGAAUGAAGACUGGAUCAUACCACAGUUUUAGGCGAGAAAAUGUGACCAGAAUGUAAAUAAUUCAGAUUUUCACUUAAAAUCUGUUUUUACUUUUUGGUCUUUUCUGGUUUGACUUUUUUCCGUCUCUCAUUUUUACAGACUACAGAGCUUUUCAGGAGGCCUCUGAACGUUUUCAACCUUACAUCAAGUUCUUCGCUACAUUUGAUAAAUCUGUAAGUCUUAUUGUACUCAGAGGAGAAAUCUUAAUCAUCAGGGUUACAAUAUUUUACUAUUUUAGAGAUAAUUGAUUUUAUUUUCUAGGUUUACAGGUCAGCCCAUUCCCCACUUUAUCUUCUCUUUAAUUUUUCUAUAUAUUUUCUAUGUUAUGUCAGCUUUAUUGAAUAAUACAAACACUAUAGUUCGCUCCACAUACUGAUCCUUAAAUCUAAUCCUAAUCUGUUGUGUGUUCAGGUAGCCAAACAUCUCUCUCUCAAGAUGAAUGAGGUGAACUUUUACGAGCCGUUCAUGGAGGAGCCGGCCAUCAUCCCUGGCAGACCGCUAUCGGAGAUGGACAUUGUCGAGUUUGUCAACCAACACAGAAGGUUGAUACUGAAUUUAUGAUAUUAAAUGAUGUAUUUUAACACUGUAAAAACCUGGUUGAAAAUAUGUGAAAACGUUCUUUCUUUAGAGCCACUUUGAGGAAACUGCGUGCAGAGAAUAUGUUUGAAACAUGGGUGAGCUGUACUUUCUUUUAACCCCAAAGACUUGGCUCUGGAGAUAACUUUACACUGUAAAAAAUGUUUAAAAUUACAUUUGGCGUUUUGUUGGUCUCUGUUUUCAAUUUGUAGGAGGACGACAUGGAUGGAAUACAUAUAGUUGCGUUUGCAGAGGAGGAGGAUCCAGGUCUUCGCCCUUUUCCUCCUAUUUUUAGAAAUUUUUUACUUUUCAUUAAUUAAUUAAGCACUUGAUUGUGAGCUUAUGUUCCUCUUCUGUAUCCUCAUCAGAUGGCUACGAGUUUCUAGAGAUCCUGAAAGACGUGGCCAGAGACAACACCAACAACCCUGAGCUGAGCAUCGUAUGGAUAGAUCCUGAUGACUUCCCGCUGGUACCGACUUGUCGUUAGCUUAGCAUUUCUAGCAAGAUGAGAAACAUGAAUUGGAAAAUUAUUGGCUAAUUGAGUUAUCUCUUUCCAGCUGACGACUUACUGGGAAAAAACCUUCAAGCUGGACCUGUUCAGACCUCAGAUCGGCGUGGUUAACGUCACAGAUGUAGGUUCUUUUUCUGCAAGUUAAGCGCCGACAUAAAGUUCUGAUUUUAACGCUUACCUUGACUUGCUUUGUGGUUUAGGCAGACAGUGUGUGGCUCGACAUGUCCAACGACGAGGACCUGCCCACCGCCGAGGAGCUAGAGGACUGGAUUGAAGAUGUUCUGUCCGGCAGGGUGAACACUGAGGACGAUGACGAGUCUGCUGAUGACCACGAAAUCCCUGAUAGCUACGUCACAGAAGACAGCUACGAACAUCAAGACGGGGAAGAGGAAGAGGACAGUGAAGACUGAUCUGAAGGGUUGAGGGCUGUUUUCUGUCCAGACUCAGACUGCCAGUUGUUUGGUGCUGAAUGGUUAGCGUAAUCGUUUCUACACACAGUUUGAAUUAACGGGAAUAAAACAGUAAAAUAACAGCAAGCACAACAUUUUCAGCUACUACAGGCUACUAUUAGAUUACGUGUCUGUUAAUGACUUGACAUACUCCAUAUUUGAAGAUUUAGCUUUAAAGUUAAACCUAUUUGUUAAAGGUGGGGUAGGCAGGAGCAUCUUUUUUGUGGUGUAUAAACAAAAAAGCUUUUAAUAUCAGUCAAUAGCUAUAAGUUAUUGUUCACAUUUGGUAAUAUAAUAAUAUCACUGUGUUUCGUUCUCUCUGGUCUGUCUGACUGUAAACAAAGCCGUUCUCCACCUCCUCCAACCUGUUUGGUUGUGAGGCAGAUGCUGCUCCCUCGUGUCGUUCAGGAGUCCAAACAAAGUUAGCGUGCUACAAUAUCAGAGAGUAGAAAACAACCAGAAAGUACAGAAAAUUGUCUGAAUCCUCCUUUAGCCAUGACUGCCAACACAAGCAAGAAAACCAACUAAAUACCGGAGACUCUGGCGGUGUAACGGGCGCUUAAAAAGGAGGUAGACCAGACAAGAGCUAAGAAGCCGGGUCAACAAUGAUGGAGGAUGCUUCUAGAUCUUACGGACCCUGUAACCUUUCUGCUGGACAGGUAAACCGCUUUAACAAAGUAAGCCAAGUGUAACAGAAGUGUUUCUUGUCAAGCGGGACCUGCUGCAUGUUGUAGCACUGCUAAACUGUUUACCUCGGGUCCUGGACUAUGUCACUUUAUCCUAGUUGUAGAAGUCCUGCAAACUGUGUUUUCUGGUAGUCUGUUGGCAUCUAUAGUAGCACCAAUGCUGUUUACCUUCACAUUGACUGGGCCCCAUUUGUAAUUAUCUGCAUUAUAUCUGAAUUUCAUUAUGAGCGACAACAUGAGCGAGCAGCAGCGUCUAUUUGUGGGUGGGGCUUGCUGGAGUAGAGAGGGAGGGGAGAGGAGGAGCUGAGGGGAAAACUGGUUGGGAGGGGUAGAGUUUACAUUCAAGAUUUCUCCCAAAAACUGGCACUUCCUCAGAUCCUGCCUACCCCAUCUUUAAUGUGUAUUUUUAUUUCUUUUCUUUUCGUUUUUUAAGACCCUCAUUGGACAAACUUCAGCGUGGUACAUGUAAAUAAAUAAAACUUGUUGUAAAAGAAAAAAAAAACUUAUUUAAUGUGAAACAAAAGUAAUAAAAGCUCACAAGGACCAUGUGUGUGCCCUUAA
Molecule: messenger RNA, 8736 nt
Organism: Xyrichtys novacula (pearly razorfish)
Lineage: Eukaryota; Metazoa; Chordata; Actinopteri; Labriformes; Labridae
Source: the annotation of a GenBank genome assembly